This is a messenger RNA of Spodoptera exigua (beet armyworm), 3376 nucleotides long. The record is from the annotation of a GenBank genome assembly. Lineage: Eukaryota; Metazoa; Arthropoda; Insecta; Lepidoptera; Noctuidae.
UGACACUGACACUUGUUAUGCUGCCUCACACAAGAGAAAAGAAGGUGAUGAAAACAUUCAAUAUAAAUUAAAAAAUGAUCAAUUAAACAUGUCUUGUUCCGAUUUGCCACCGUACUUACUACAAGAGCUACCAGAUAUCACAGGAAAUAUAAAUUACCCGAUACAAAAUGUUCAACGGAUUAAGUACACCUGUUUUGACAUUUCAAAAUCAUUGAUAGCAUUUGGUGCUACCAGUGGAGGCAUCUAUGUAUUUAACCGGACACCGUGUGAAUUUGUACAAUUGAUACCAAAUAAGGAUGGAGCUAUCACACGUUUGGCAAUAUCAAAGGACGAGAAACAAAUUGGUUUUGCCAAUGGCCGUGGCUUGGCAACAGUCACAGAAUGUAACCAAUCACUCAGCGGUGGUCACUCCACCGUUGUGUCGAAAGAGCAUCAAGGAAAUGAGAUCACGGCCAUGAUAUGGAGUACCAAUCAUAUGCUGUUUAUGGGAGAUGAUGUUGGUAAAAUAUCAGUGUUGCAGCCACAGAAUUUUAUUGCGAAAACAAUGUUUCAGAGCUCGUCACUGACAAUAAUGAGUCUCGAUUCUCGUAUCUGCCAAUUAGAUAUGAAGUCAUGUAUGCUACUCGUGUCCACUUUAACAAGAUGCUACGUUUGUGACACUUCGCGAGAGCAGUACCGACAGAUAGGUCAGAAACUCCGCGAUGGCGAGUACGGAGCAUGUUUCGUAGAUAAAAAAACUAAUAACGAACAACACGUAGCUAAAACCACACAAGAUUUUACCGAAGUCAGAAAAUAUAACAUAGUUAAUGACGAUUCAGGGUUUGCUGUAGGCAAAGAUCUUGAGAACACGUUAAUUUUCUGCGCUAGACCAUCUUCUAGAGUAUGGGAGGCCACGAUUGAUGGCACUGUUAUCAGAACUCACCAAUUCAAACAAGUACUGGGGAAGAAAGCUAUGAAACUUGUGUCCAAUGAAUCAUAUCAAAACGAAAAAGUUAGUUUGGAUGCUACUGAAACCAACACUGAAGGACAAUCAGUAAACUUUCCCAAUAUUUUUUCAACUAAUGGUGCCAUAUUUUCGUAUAGAAGGAAUGCUUUGUAUUUCUUAAAUAUCUAUGAUGUUGACCAUACAAUUUGGUUCGAUGAUUACAAAGAUAUUGUUGACUGUAAAGUGUACCAUGACAUGAUAUAUGUUUGGCUAUCGAACGGCUCUCUAGUAAACCUGAAGUACUUGAAAGUGGACAAAUUCUUAGUAAAGUGUUAUGUAGAUGAGAAAUACGUGUUGUGUGCAGAACUGUGUGCCUUGUAUAGAAAUUAUUUAUUGGAAAGUAAUUUGUCACAGAAGAUGCAUAUCUUAGUGAGUUUGAAAGAUAAAUUAGAGAAUAAAGAGUUAUUGGAUAGCAUUAAGGAUGUGUUAGAUAAGUUUGAAGGGCUAAAAUCCAAUGAUGCUACACAAUUGAAAUCAGGGAUAUAUAUCGUGGACAAUACUUAUCAUGCUCAGUCGUCGUUAUUAGAAAGUGACACAAAACUAAACGAUGACUUCAAAUUUACCUCAUUGCCUCCAGAAGCAAUGCAAACGUUAAAAGAUCUGAGUUUGAGUGUGUCGGAUAAAUUAAAUAGCAGCAAAAAGAUACUGAAAGAAAAAUGGGAGGAUUUCGAAGGCAAAAUGAAACAUCUAAGUGUUGAUAAACACAAUGAAGUGAAAGAAGUUCCAGUUAUAGAAAAGCAAGAGACCCAAGAAGAAGAGACUGUAGUUAAAACAAUUGAUGCAGAUGAAACUAUAGAACAAACUCCAGUUGUAUAUGAUAACGAUAUCAUCUACAAAGAAUCUAGUCAAAAGGCCAUAGAAAUAGAUAAUAACAGUUUAGAAAGGGAUAAAGUGAACAAAAGUUUGUAUCAAUAUUAUAAAUUAAGCGUAGUUGGUAAGGAAAAGGAUCGAUCGAAUUUAGUUGCUACUAUUGAAAAUUAUGCCUGUGAUAUUAGUCAGAUCUACAGUCUUAUGUUACAAUUAGAAAGUUAUUGUAUUCAUAUUGGAGCUUUCGACGAAUCUAAAUUUGUACCUAAUAAUAUUUUCCUUAGUUACCUGAAUGAAUCUGAGAAGAAAGACGAAUUGUUGGACACAAUAAUCAAAGAUGAAGUAUUGUACAAAUACUUUGUAGAUUCAUGUAUAUCUGUGAAUAUGAAGAGUCAAAAAUUGUCGAAUAUUGGUUGUGAUUGUGGGUUCCCCUUGCCGUACUCUAGAACGCACCAAACGCCGAUGUUCUCAGAGUUAAUUGACGAGUUUAUAGAGAAGCAGUGGUCAAAUCAAACUAGAAGUCAAUGCUACGAUGUUUGUAAACGAAUGCCUUAUUUAUGGAGGAAGAUUCUAUAUUUGCGGAGGAACGAGGACUUGUUGAAUAUAUUGAGGAUAUUGUUGCAAAUGUUGGACGAGACAUUACUGCAUUCAUUUUUGCCUCAGUUCACUUUGGAUACUUGGGAGCGAACCGUACAGUUAUACGCUACGCUACACGCUAACAUGUGUUUGAACUGUGCGAAAAAGUUUGACCAUAUUAUUGUCAAAGACACUUUGAGUUGGGAUGACUUAGGAGCACUGAUGAUCAAGUCUAUUGGGGGUAGAAAUGCUAUUAAAGUUAUGGAGAAAUACGCAAGUUUGAUAGAUGAGGGAGCUAUUACUGUGAAGUUUUAUCACACAUGUCUCAUGGUGACCAUGUAUGAGAGAUACGACGCUACUAUCACUGGCCAGUUGACUGAUAGUCUGUAUAGCUGUUACAAUUUUGAAGAUUCGAGAAUAGAGAUCUGCAGACUAUUGCGCAGUACAUUAAAUGGUAAACCCAAGAACACGGCACUGCCAAUAAUUGCUGCAGCGAAAUCGAAACAUUGGGGUCUAAGGCCUCUCACUGCGAAAAUACCUUCCGAAGACCAAGGAGAUAAACAAGAAUAUAUAUUAGACGCUUCUAUAACAAGUAUACUAGACAAUUUAUCAUUUAUAAAUAAUAAUAUAACAGACUGCGUGUUAUGUGGGUUGCCACUGAAAAAUACUGUACUAAUCAAAGAUGGCGGACUGUGGGUUUUUAAGUGUGGCCACACUUUUCAUGGUGCGUGUUUAGAGUUGAAUAAAAUUAAAUUAUGCCCUUCGUGUUCGCCUCUCAAGUGAGUUUAUUGUAUAUGUGACUUGUUAGCACAAUAAUAAUAAUAAUAACUUAUUUUGUUAUAUUGUUUUCUGCUUUGUUGCGGUUUUUUCGUAGCUAUCUAUAUUUGUUUUCGUAUAUUUUCGAUGUGUUUUUGUGCAGCCUGUUAGCAUGAAUAUUGUCAACGUAAAGUCAUAAUAUUAUUAGAGGUACAUAGACAGACACUGGUAUAUCAAGCGAUCCUACUUUUU